UGAAUGUAAAAGGCUUAGACUGUUUUCUGACGUGAAUAUACGUGUUCUGAUAUACAGAGAAUUCUUGGCUCCUGGUGCUUCUUGUGAAGUAAACCUAGACAGCAAGACGGUAGAAGAGACACAGACACUCUUGAAGAACCCCUCGCGCUACACUUUCGAUGCUGCUCAAGACCACGUCUUCUCACUGAUGAAGAAAGACUCUUACCCUCGCUUUCUUCGAUCCGACCACUACAAGAGCCUCAUCAGUACUGCCCAACACGCAGCCCAGAAAAAGAAAUUUUUCAAUUUUGGUGCUCCAAUCCGAAAGAAGAUGGCGCCAGCAGCUGUGAAAGGAAAAAGAAGAAACAGUGGUUCUCAUAUGACCGGUAGUACUGUGGACAUAAGCCUAACUUCUCGAAAUCCAGGAGUGGAACAUACCUUUACAGGAAAACAUUCCCACAGUACAAGUGACCUACAUGACCUUGAAACACCCUCUGAUAAAUUGUCGUAUAGUAGACUCUCAUCUCCGUCAGUUUCACGCGACCGAGUUUACGACAGUGGGCACAGCACGCUCCAAGUUCCACGGGAAUCUCAGCGUUUGGAAUAUUCUAGUGGCUCUCUGGAUGAGACAAGCCCCAACCUUUCCCUGGCUGUCCCUCGUCGCACCAAGAACUUAGUCGCCCCGUGGGAGUCGGAAGAUUAGGCUUCUUUGAACUGUUCAUUGUUAUACUCCACUUUAGUACGUUGCAGAAUUCUUCCAUAACCCUUAAAAUUGUAUAAUUUAUUUCACAAUCAGUAUUCUCGAUGGUACUCUACCAAAAUUACCAUUUGAAGUUGAAAUGGAAUCUUACACGUGAUCCUUAAAUACAUUCAAAGUAAACAAAAUUAAACUAUAAAGACAAGUAUGGUGUUCUCGAAGUUCGUUCAUUUCGCUACAUUUAGUUCAUUCAACUUUGUCCAACAUGUAUGCUCAAAAAUGGAGAACUGACAACCGUAAAAAUUUUAAAGUCGUUUCGUUCAAAAUAUAGUUCCAAACAUAUCGGAAGUUAAUUGGCCUUCUAAAACAAGACACUCGAAACUUUGGGUAACUUCAGUUUUCAACUUGUGUCACUGACAACUUCUGGUCAGUUUCAUAUAUAUAGGGUUUAUCUCUUUAAUUUCUGUUACUGUUUAGCUAUGCUCACUUUUGAUCAGAAACUGAUAGCUAACUGUUACACAGUGAUAUAAAUACGGUUCCCCAAUAGGUUUUUCUUUGUGGUUUCAAGUUUAUCGAAGUGACCAGAUCAGACUGGACUGAAGCAAUAUUCCAACUAGACCAUCAUCUUUAUAAAGGGACUUUUUAUUAAUAUCCAGGUUAAAUAUAAGUUAUAAUUUUAGAAAAUUUGUUAGAAUAAGAUUUCAAGUCGUAGCACCUCCAAACAAACAGUAGAACAAUUUUAUUACCGAUUGGUCACAGUCACUAGAGUCAAUUCAAACUCGCCUGAACAGCAACAUUGAAAAUUUUAACUAGUAUUAAAUGGCAUGUAGGCGAUGAGACCCGAAGGUGAUUGGCUUGUGGCCGAUGAGACCCGAAUAUGAUUGGCUUGUGGGCGAUGAGACCCGAAUAUGAUUGGCUUGUGGGCGAUGA
Limulus polyphemus (Atlantic horseshoe crab) is the source of this 1606-nucleotide messenger RNA. Its product is annotated as regulator of G-protein signaling 9-like. Lineage: Eukaryota; Metazoa; Arthropoda; Merostomata; Xiphosura; Limulidae. Gene Ontology annotation, biological process: regulation of G protein-coupled receptor signaling pathway. The annotation marks the transcript as partial. The record is from RefSeq and is a predicted model, not a curated record. The transcript has 3 exons.